CCCUUUCAUCCGUAUGAAGAUAAGUGGGGGACCAUUGAACAGUACUUCUACAAGUUUGAAUUUAUCGCCCAUCUUUACGGGCCACCAGAAGAUAAAUGGAACAUCCGAUUAGCACUCGCGCUUGUCGGAGAUGAUUAUGAAGCAUAUAGCAAUAGGUGUGCCUACGAUAUCCAAAGCUAUCCCGACCUCAACGCUGCGUUGUUAAAGAGGUAUAAACCAACAACGUCAAGGUAUAACAGAAGGCUCCGCAGUUCACAACUGGAAAAAGAGGAAAUAGUAAAACUCUGUUGUAAACAAAUU
This is a messenger RNA of Lymnaea stagnalis (great pond snail), 300 nucleotides long. The record is from the annotation of a GenBank genome assembly. NCBI's taxonomy places the organism in Eukaryota, Metazoa, Mollusca, Gastropoda, Lymnaeidae.